Molecule: messenger RNA, 960 nt
Organism: Odobenus rosmarus divergens (Pacific walrus)
Lineage: Eukaryota; Metazoa; Chordata; Mammalia; Carnivora; Odobenidae
Exons: 3
Coding region: 1-960 (319 amino acids)
Source: RefSeq, a predicted model, not a curated record
AUGAGAACUUGCCCCCUGACCCCACCUUGCCCCCCAAAUUCCUGGCGUUCUGGGUGCGUGGGCACCGGAGCCAGGGUGCGCGGCGGCGUGUGGCGACAGCUCUUCUCUGCUCAGCCCUCACACAGCAGCCGCAGGACGAGGCGGAGACGCCAGGUCCGAGCUCGGAGGGGGCGAGGCGCGCUCAGCGGCCUCCUGGACCUGGGACGUCUCCGCCGGGGGUCGGCCCCCGGGCGGGAGCGUCCUGCCUGGCUUCGUCUCCGGCCGCGACACCAGCACCGGCCGUACGACGAGGGUCCAGGCGCUGACCGCCUCCUUGAGUCCCCUCGGCCACCCCGCCGUGGACUGCUGGGGUUGCAAAUUUGGUGGCUGUCACUGCUUUGCCUUGUUCUAUUUUUUUCCCUCAAUUCCCUUCUAAAAGUAGAGGCUUGGGGGAGGGAAAAGAAAACCCAGUGUAGAAAGGGGCGGUACGAACUGACCUGUCAACGGCGGAGGAGGAAGACCCCGGUUCUGGGCGAACUCUCGAGCCCGCGCAGGGACCGGAGUCCUGGGUUCGCGCGGAGCGGUGCGGCGGCAGCUGUGCCUCAGCCAGGUGUCCCCCCUCGGCGGGGCCCGCGCUACCGCGCCCGCCCCCUCCCCUGGCGCCGCGCUCCCCGCCCCAUUGCGUCAACAUUGCGAAAAGGAGAAGGCGGAGCGGUGGCCCCUCCCCCUCCCUCCGCCGGCUCCUGGGAGAGAAAAGCCCCAGCACACGACCUAAGUACACAGCAGCCAGCCGUCCGCCCGCCCCCGGCCUCCUGCUCGCCGCUUCCCCCUCCUCCUAGCCCGGGCCAGAGCGCUGCCAACCCCGUCACGUGCCCGCCCGGGAAAACCAGCUCGCCGGUGCUCCGCGCCGCCCGCCAGGCUCCGUGGCGGCUGCGGCUGCCUCGCUCAGCUGUGCGCCCAGCUCGUGGGCUCCGGCUGUAG